AUGCUGGCGGCCGUGGUGGUGGUGUUCGCGACGCUGUGGCUGCCCUACCGCGGCCUCCUCGUCUACAACUCGUUCGCCACGCUCUUCUCCGGCACCAAGUACAUGGACCUGUGGUUCCUGCUGUUCGCCAAGACCUGCGUCUUCAUCAACAGCGCCAUCAACCCGAUCCUGUACAACGCUAUGUCUGGCAAGUUCCGGCGCGCCUUCCGCAAGACGCUGGUGCGAUGCGCGCGCCGGCUGCACUCAGCAGCAGCAGCCUCAGGUCCAGCAGACAGCGCUCUGAGGACGGCUGCAAUGCACCACGAGGCGAGUGUGUCCAGCAGAGGUCGACGACGCGAACUUGCCGAGUCGGUACGUCGUGGCGAACGGCGCGAGUGGACCUGCACCCACCCAGCCCGAUCUAGCGACUUCUUCCAGCGGCAGCCAGCUACAACGCCAGCCACAGCCUUAACUGCGAGUCCAGGGGAGGACGUUGAAGGAUUCCACUCGUACAUGCGGACUGCCACGUGGGGUGAUCCUCUGCCCCAGCUGUGUGUGGCGAUCCGGAUAGUAGACUGUGCCCAGGGCAGCUGGCUGCUGCCACAGACGCAGCUGCAAAUCAAGUGUCAUCUGGAGGCACCACUGCUUUCAACUCGUGACAGUUGGCUGCGUCAGAGCGCCACGUAG
Molecule: messenger RNA, 666 nt
Organism: Schistocerca americana (American grasshopper)
Lineage: Eukaryota; Metazoa; Arthropoda; Insecta; Orthoptera; Acrididae
Product: somatostatin receptor type 3-like
Exons: 3
Coding region: 1-666 (221 amino acids)
Biological process (GO): G protein-coupled receptor signaling pathway
Cellular component (GO): membrane
Molecular function (GO): thyrotropin-releasing hormone receptor activity
Source: RefSeq, a predicted model, not a curated record